Messenger RNA from Paramuricea clavata, 10119 nucleotides. Lineage: Eukaryota; Metazoa; Cnidaria; Anthozoa; Malacalcyonacea; Plexauridae. The record is from the annotation of a GenBank genome assembly.
GUGGCGAGAAGUGGCGAAAGAACUCGAAGGUGUCAUUAGGAUUGGAGCUGUGAACUGUCAGGAGGACUGGAGUCUGUGUAAUCAUGAAGGCAUUCAGAGUUAUCCAUCACUUGUUCUCUAUCCAGGAGUAAGCUAGUAUUUGUUAUUUGUAUCUUAGUUACACGCGUAAAGACGCGCAAGUUGCUACAGGUCUGCAAACAAGUUAUUACAAAUCUUUUCACAAGUUGUCGACAAGUUGUGUUCGCACUGCUUGUUCCCAGUUGUUGUAACAAGUUUGGAACAAGCUGUUGACAACUUGUAACAAGCUUGAUGGCAUAAUCAGACUUGUAACAAAGUUGUUCUAACAAGUCUGAUACAUUCAUGAUAUAACAAGAAUGUCACGCGGUUGAUGACACAAGGUUGUAACAAUAUUGUUAUAUCAUGACUGUAUCGGACUUGUUGGAACAACCUUGCAAGAAGUCUGAUAAUACAGUAUCAACAAGGUUGUUACAAGUUGUUUACAGUUUGUUCCAAACUUGUUGACAACUUGGGACAUGCAGUGCGAACACAACUUGUUCACAACUUGUUGGCAGACUUGCUACAAGAUGCGAGACUUUUGCGUGUGUACUUCACAAAUUUGGUUUAAUGCAUGUGACACAGUCAUGGCAGUGACUUAAACAGGAUCAUAUUUUCAUCAAGAAUGACAGUUGUCUUACCUCGAGACAUUCUCAGACUAACAAGUGAUAAAAUUGAAAUCACAUAAUUUCAUCCUGGAGCCCAAGAUAUUGUUUUGUGUGCAGUAAAAAAUCUCUUUAACUCAUUAAUUUCUUACUUAUCUUUUAGGGUGAAUUUUUCCGCGGUACACGGACUACUGACAGCAUAAUCAACUAUAUUUUAGACAGCUUAGAUGUUGUUCUGGUUGAUUUACAUUUUGGUAAGAUGCAUUAUAAUCAUGACCUUUGCACUAUGGUGCGACUGCUUGACACUGGCAGUUAAAAUCUUUAAACAACCUGAACACUUUAAUUUCAUAAAUUAAAGCAUUAUUUUUAAUUUGUUAGAUCAGUUUGAUGCGGAAAUUGACGCAAGCGAUGUCCCUUGGUUAAUAACAUUUUGUGAUCCAACUGAUGAAACAGGUACAGUAGCUUUUUAGUUAGCUGGAGUACUAAGGCAAAUUAUUUUAUAUGCUGGAAAAUGUGAAGUUUGCUAUGUACUGUGCUCGAAAAUGCCCUAGGCAUUGAAAUCACGAAUUGAAGGUCGCCACCGAACAGCUUGGUCUGAGAUUUCCAAUGUGUCAUAGGCAAGCUCAUGUAAAGACAUUCAACAUUUUCAUGCAAAGGUCAACACAUGCAUGAACGGAUAGGCAACGGGCACAUUGGGCCAGAUAAAAAUAAUAGUUGGUUUCAGGUUUCACAGCCAUGUUUUAUAUGGGUAGGUACAGUAGGUCGGAAAACAUUUUAUUUAAAAAAAAUAUUUUAUCUCAAGUAUGCAAUAAAUAUAAGUUGAAACUAUGAUUAACAUGACUAGAUAAUGAUUAAAUUAUAAGCAAACAAAAUAAUUUGUAUAGACAAAUGAGUCUGAUGACUAUUUAUAUAUUCUACUAUUUACGAAAAGAUGAUCUCUGUACUGGGAAAUGUCGAUAAAAUGUUUAUGGUCGGUCAUAUUUUUUACAGGUCGGUCGGAAACACAAUGUUGUUAUUUUAUCAAGUUGCUACAAGGUUGUCACUCACAACUUGUUGACAACUUGUUGAAUUGCAGGACGAUAUCAAGUUGUUGGAACAACUUGUAACAAGUCUGUUGAGCUCAACAACCUUGUAGCAAGUUGUCAACAAGCCGUUGACGACUUGUCAACAAGCUGGUAACAAGCAGUGCGAACACAUCCUGUUGACAAGUUGUUGGAACAGCAUUGCUACAAGUCUGCUGCAGGACUGUUACAACUUGUGCGUUUUUCAGAUUGUCUAUCCCAUGAAUCGCAAAUUAAAAUCUCGGCAGUCUUGAACAACAUGGUUACUGUGGGCUCAGUUGAUUGUGCAAACGAAGAGGCGUUAUGUAAAUUUCUGGGUCGACGUUCCGGGGUCGUUUUCUAUCCGGCAAAAGAAGUUACACCAGAACGUGAAACGGUAUGUGAAUUUGUACUGAAAUUGUGUUCCAUUUUUUUCUUCUCAAUCGGACUGGAACAUGUUCUUGACGACCUGUUUAAUUAAGAACACAAUAGACCUUUCCCCUUAUAACUAAAAUUUUGAUCUAGACAAGUCUAGACAAAAUUUCAUCACAGCUUGAAAGAGCAUCACAAAAUUAGUAAUAUUCCGAAGUUUCGUUGCGAAAUGUUGUAAAAUGCGGAUAAUAUAGCCCUGCGAAAUUUUCAAUUUUCAGUCAUUUUGUAUUACAAACGGGAAAUUGAUGCCCCAACACCCGAUUGGGCUGUCAAUUUCCCCAUGCGUAAUACAAAAUGACUGAAAAACGGCAAACCUCGCAAGGCUAUAUUAUCCGCAUUUUACAACAUUUCGCAACGAAACUUUGGAAUAUUACUAAUUUUGUGAUGCUCUUUCAAGCUGUGAUGAAAUUUUUCGUCUAGUUAUAAGGGGAAAGGUGCAUUGGAACGCGAGUGCAUCAUUCAGUUUUUUUUCUGAGCGCGGUUUUUUUACAAUAUACUAGCCACACCAGUUCUUCAAGAGCCAAUACUUUACUUUAUCUGAAUCACUGAUAUUGCUCUAGGUUGUUGAAGAAUACCAUAGUCAAGACGUUAUUCAGGCUGUACUGGGAUUGUUACCUAAUCUAAUCUCAGUCGACGAUGAAUCGUUCAAGGUGAGCAGUAGCCUGCUUUUAGUAGCCUGCAAAGCAGGCGUUUUAUCUGCAGGCUCACCCAAAACGCCUGUUCUGCAGGUUAGGUGAGAAGUAAUUACAUGGUACGCGGUAUUACAUGCAGCAUGCUAUACAUAUAAUAAGCUACUACCAUCAAGGCCAAACGUCGUGUGGACAUUCAUUGACUCAAUCGACUGUUGCCAAAAAACCUAACAAAAAACUAAAACUGGACUUAGAAAUCGUUUUGGCCUGGAUUCACAUCACAAUGAUGUGAUGAAUAUUAACUUAUUGAACAUUAAGGAUAGUUCCAAACUCAUAGUUUUGAAAAUUGGAUUAUUCUUUGUAUUAGAUGGUAGGACUUACGCCUGAACCGUGGUUGAUUCAUUUUGGUAAAGGAGAUGUCAAAGCUCUAGAAAUGAGAAAGUUGCCAUCCUUGCUACCAGAAUUCCAGGUAAUAAUUACUUAUUAUGAUCUUUUCUGUGUUGGUGUAAAGUACUCAGGUGAAUAAGAUGCUUGUGAUGUUACUCUGAGUGUAUAUCCACACCGCGGGCAAGCUUGAAAAAUAUGCCUGGCCACGGUGGGAAUCGAACCUACGACCUACGAACCUACGACCAGCCCAUUAUGUGCAUUAAUUUGCCAAUCUAUAACGUUGCGUUAAUAAGUUGGUCACGUGCGUGGUCUUUACUAUAUUUCAGGUUGGUCACGUGGAUUGUGUCCAGUUUCCCGCGCUGUGCGAGAUCCACCAUGUUCACAAGUACCCUUCGGUUGCCCUCUUCAAGCAAAACGGAGCGUACGAAUGGCAUCAUGGUAAGUAACGUAGUACUUGUAAGUGCUGUUGUACCACGCUGGCACUUCAAUGAUUAUUAUUGCCAGGUGCUUGAGUUGAACAAAUGGGGGAAAGUGCAUAACAAUUAUUAGAAUAUGUUAGAGAUUUUUAGAUUUUAUAUAUGCAUUCAUUCAUUCAACUGCUUAUUCACAAGUACCUUGGAGUACCUUGAGGAGUUAAUUUGCUUGUGAAGCAAUAUUUGAAAAGCCAGAACAGCCUUGAAAAGCUCAGUUUCCAAAUGCCAGAACUCCGUUUUGAAAAGCCAAAACUCAGUUUUCAAAUGCCAAAACUCUGUUUUCAAAUGCCAGAACUGCACUUCCAAAUGCCAAAACUCAGUUUUCAAAUGCUAAAACUCAGUUUUCAAAUGCCAAAACUCAGUUUUCGAAUGCCAAAACUCCCUUUUCAAUUGCCAGAACUACCUUUUCAAAAGCCAGACCUCCGUUUUCAAAUACUGGAACUCCGUUUCCGACUUGAUAUAUGAAAAUUUUCGACCAAUUUAGGUUUGAUCAAAUUAGUGGACACUCAAUUUUGACAAUAUGAAACAUAAUUCAAAAAAAUUUCUUCGGUGCCUGGGCCCCUGACGCAAUUUGCAAGCUUCAAGCGAAGCGAGCAGGUUUGGACCACGUAGGGCUAACUGAAAAUUGUUUUGGCUACCUAAAAAAACUAAAUAUACAGGCAUGAUUUGGGUGAAAUCAAAGAAGUAAGUGCCCAGACAUAACAAGUGUUUUACAUCGAUUUUUUUCUAGGGCGUUAUACAGCCCAAGAUAUUGCAGUUUUUGCAAGAGACACGUCGUCGUCUAAAGUGUUUACACUUGGUCCUGACAGUUUCCCCAAUCCUGUGACAACUGGUGAAGAGAACUGGUUCGUCGACUUCUUUGCACCGGUAAGACCUGUUUGUGAUAUCAGGGUGUAGCUGAUAUCUCAAAUGUACAGGGGUAGUGAGUAUAUCAGGUGUAGUGGAUAUCUCAAAUGUAGUGGAUAUAUCAGAUGUAGCAGAUAUCUCAAAUGUAGUGCGGGAUAUAUCAGGGUGUAGUGGAUAUCUCAAAUGUAGUGGAUAUAUCAGAUGUAUAGUGGAUGUAGUGGAUAUAUCAGAUGUAGUCAUGGAUAUCUCAAAUAUAGUGGAUGUAUCAGAUGUAGCGGAUAUCUCAAAUGUAGUGGGUAUAUCAGAUGUAGUGGAUAUCUCAAACGUGGUGGUCCAGUGUAGGUAGUAUUCUACAACAAGCUGUCGUGGUUUGUGCCUGAACUACCUGACAAAGAUAUCUCAAACUUGGUGGUCCAGUGUAGUUAGUAUUGUACAUUAAAUUUCCGUAGUUUUUGACUGCACUUCCUUGAUACUAGUUCAUCGUUUGGCAUUCAGCUUAUAUUUCUAAAUAUUUUCAGUGGUGCCCUCCUUGCAUGAAGCUGCUACCAGAAUGGCGCAAAGCUUCAAAAAUGUACAACGAUGAAAACAACGAAGUAAAAUUUGGUACGGUCGACUGUACUGUCCACAAAACGUUAUGCCAACAGGUAGGAGAACAGAAUUGCUUUACGUAUCCUCACUAUCAGUUCUAAACUGUUUUCCCGGAGUCGGGAAUACUUUGCUGUGAUUGGUAGAGUCGAGACUCGAAGCAUUCUUUUCAAACUCAUUAAUACUUCAUGAGUAAAUUAGCCAACUAUAUUGCUUAAUUUUGCUGACAUGAUAAUACUGGAUACCUGAUGAAGUAUAUUGAUCCAGUCCUAGGACUGGAUCAAAAUUAAUUCAGUCCAUGAACUGGAUCAAAAUUAAUUCACCUCACUCCAAGUAGUGAUUUAUACAUAUGAGAUAUCAUUUCAAAUCCUUCAAUUGCCUCCAGUGUACUGCAUUGUAUAAUCUUGAUCUAACUUUAUGGCUGUGAUAUUUUUUAUAUAGUACAACAUCCGUUCGUAUCCAUCAACAGUAUUUUACAACAACACAAUGCCCCACUCGUUCCGAGGAAGACAUUCUGUUGACAGUCUUAUCGAAUUUAUCGAGGUACGUCAAAUGUCUAAUAUACUUGCAACAGGUCUGAAGAAAUCUCCAGAAUUAAUGUUGGUCAGUACACUCUUUGUAUUAGCUACCGUAUUUGGCAUUGAAAAGUCUGCGAUAAACUUAUAAUUAUUUCAGGAUACACUUCGUCCUUCAUCCCAACUCUUGACACCAGAAUCGUUUGAUGCGUUGGUCGGUGGCAAAGCCAAAGGUGAAACAUGGCUUGUAGACUUCCACGCCCCUUGGUGUUCGCAUUGCCAGGAGCUGGCGCCAGUCUGGAAUAAACUUGCUAAGGUUUGUUGGUGUUUCUUUACACUGCAUUAAACUAGUCUAGAAGGCCCUCAAAGACGGCACACUUCCGCCAGCGAAAGUAUUAAGGCUUAGGUCAGACAUGUAAUGUUCAGUUCUUUUACGAGACAAUGUAAAAUUUUCAUUCAAUUUUCAUGCAAAUUCAACUAGAAUUGGUCGAUUUGUCCUUGGAGUACGACCAAGCUGUACUAACUUACUUUUGGAACAUAUUUUUGUAGUUAUCCUAUUGUAGUUGAAAGCAAGUUUAGCUAUGGUAGAUUUAUAUUUGAGCUGUAUCUUUGUUUUAGAAAUUAAAGGGAGAAGCAAGUGUUGGGUCAAUUGACUGUCAGAAGUACAACAGUUUUUGUACACGUCAUGGAAUUCAAUCUUUUCCGACAAUAAGGUUAUAUCCUCAUUCUUCAGAAGGAGUACGAAGAUCUGUGUAAGUGGAGUGUACUAUUGAACUUCAAACUAUGCUAAGCUUAAUUAACUUUAUAUCCACACUGUUUUGUCUAUAGAGGUCCAGUAAGAGUCAUCCCUUGGCCUUGUUGAUCCAGUUUUGCUACAGGAAUAAAACUAAACUUAACUAACUUUAUUUAAUCCCUUGUUGAUCUAGUCUAAACUUAACUAACUUUAUUUAUACCGGUACAGGCAUUAUCAAGGCUGGCACAAUCUUGACUCUUUGCAUUCCUGGGCGUUCCGCUAUCUACCUUCCAUAGUAACAGAUCUCAACUCCUUUGAUUUUGAUGACAAAUUAUUGAUUUCUGAAUCUCCUUGGAUCGUGGACUUCUUCGCGCCGUGGUGUGGCCACUGUGUUCAUUUUGCUCCUUAUUUUGAGAAACUCGCGAAGGUAAAUGAUGCAAAAUUUGAACCAAUAGAAAACACAGCUAAAACUAAGCUAAUCGAAAGCUCUACUUGGGAUUCGUUUACAUAUAAAACCUGCGUAGAAGUCUAAUAAGCUAUAUUGUAAUGGUCCAGUGUUACCACAGGAGGCAAACAUGCAUGAACUAAACUAGCUUUAUACUUGUUAGUUAUAUCAGUUCUAAACUGUUCUCCCUAGAGGUCAAGUGAAUGUCUUGCCUUAUUGAUAAAGUGUUACUACAGGAGGAAAUCUGAACUAAACGAACUUUAUUUAUACUUGUUAGCUCUAUCAGUUCUGUACUGUUCUCCCUAGAGAUCCAGCAAGGGUAACACCUUAUUAAUCCAGUGUUACUACAGGAGAAAAACAGCGGUGUUUGAUAGAGUAAACUGGAAGUACUAUUGCGAACAUAUAAUCGAAAUCUAAACCAUUUAAUCCGGUCACAGACAUCACAUGGACAUGCAUACUAACCUUUUAGGCACCAAUUAAGAAAAACUAUUUAUAUAAUAACUACAGUGAAACACGCAAUUUGAUUGGUCAAUAGCCGUGCAGGAUCAGGCUAUCCUGCACGAGGAAUUAAAAUGCCUUUGCGGGAUUUUCGCGGGAUUCUCAAAAUGUCAUUGUUUCACUGUAGUUAUUUUAUAAAACAAUUACCAAAUGGUUUUCCAAGCAGGAUAGCGUGAUCCAUGCACUUGGGAUGUUGCUCGACUUUCGGAAAGCGUAAAAAUACACUCGCCUGCGGCUCGAGUAUUUUUACGCUUUCCGAAAGUCUCGCGACAUCCCUCGUGCAUGGAUCACACAAUCCUGCACGGAAAACCAUUCGGUAUUCCUUUAGUGCUGCUAUAUGUUACUAUAACCUAUGUGUGACUAUGUGUUACUAUGUGUUUAUGUGCGACUAUGUGUUACUGUGCGUGUAAAUAUGUGUAAACCAUGCGUUACUAUGUGUUACUAUGUGCUGCUAUGUGUGACGAUGUGUAACCUUGUACCACUAUGUGUAUAACUAUGUGUUACUAUAUGUUACUAUAUAUGUGUGACUAUAUCUUUUCAGAGAUUGGAAGGCAAAGUUCAAUUCGGCAAAGUGAACUGUGACGAACAUCACCAUGUUUGUGUUGAAGCCGGGGUGCGGGCGUAUCCUUCGAUCAUCUUUUACCGUGGGGCAACGAAUGGUCGUAGUCAGGUAAUCGUAGCAUUGAGUUUGCCACUUUCUUGGAACUUUUGUGACUUCUGAAGCCCCGUUUACACUACGCUCAAUGUUUGGUACGGCACGGAUAAAAUUGGUACCCGUACCACUUUUUUGGUUCUUGGACUACCUAUUAAGAUAGUCCAAGAACCAAAAAAGUGGUACGGUACCAAAAGUCAAGCGUAGUGUAAACGAGGUUUGAGAAGCUUUUUGCCUUCAAUUGAAAUUUAUUAAUACGUGGCAUCGCACAGCAUAGAAACAUGUUUCAUGUACUAUUUAAAACAUGGGCAGCAAUGUUUUAUCAGAUAUAUAGAUACGAGGCGAAGUCGAGUUUCUUUAGGUUUGAUAAAACACGUACUGCGAAUGUUUUAAAUUGCUUCAAAAACGAUCGAUUUAGUAAGUUUAUUGGCGAAGUAAUUUAAAAAAAAUCAAAAUUAAAGUUUAUGUAAAUUAAGGGAAAUCUCUAUCACAUAUAAAGAUGCGACACGCUUGUAUUUUUUCUUUGUGUUUUCCUCAUGAAUUAUUAAUGAGUUUUUUAAUUCAUUUUAAGAUGUAUUCAACAUUUUCUUUUUCUAGCCGAGUCGUGGUGAUCACGCGUUCAGAUCUCAAGAUAUUGAUGACAUGUAUGACGCCACGAUGAGGCUACUGCAAGAUUUGGAAGACAGGAAAGAUAAACAAAAGAAGAAAACAGCCAAGAGUAGAAAGGUAAGAGGUUUUGAACUUCAAACUACCAUAAGUUCUGAACUGGCUUCUCUAGAGGUCCAGUCAAGGAAUCAAAUUACGAUGAGAACACUUGUUUGGUAGAGUCAAACUGGAAGCACUUUUCUGACAUGUAACUGAGGUGAAAUUAUAAUCAGACAACUGUAUAUUGCAAGCAUUAAACUAGUGUUGUUUUAGUCAACUAAAACUAAAACCCUAUUUUAGUCGUGCCAAAAUAAUUUAGUCAACUGUAAAUAAAGUUGUCUUAGUUUGUAUAGUCCUGGCAGGCUUCCAGUGCAUUAUUCACUUCAAUCACUUGAACAGGUCAACUUGAAAGCAAUUUUGAAUUUGAAAUAAACAAUUUCUGAUUUUAAAUAUAUAAUAUUUGGUCUUUCCUGGCCUAGUAGUGGCCUUUAUGCUAAUAUUUUCGUACAUAUUUGAAUCACUGAAAACUAAAACUAAAUGCUUUCUUAGCUAGGACUAAACCAGAAGUAAAAUGAAAUUCCAGUUUCGAACUCGAACUAAACUAAAACUAAAAUAAAAUUUCUGUUUCAAACUAGAACUAAACUAAAACUAAAAAGAAAUUCCUUUUCCAAACUAGAACUAAACUAAAACUAAACAUAAAUUACCGCAUUAAACUAAAACUAAAUUGAAAACACCAUACUAAAACAACACUAAAUUAAACCCCCAAUCACAGAGGGAAAACUUUAAAGAUUCUUUUCAUUCUAAACCUAGACGAUCCCUAAAAACGUACUAAUAUUUUGUACAAGGAAAACAAACAACUUUCGAACUAUGCAGUUACUGCAAAAUAUCACAAACAACACAAAAUAACUGUAAACGUUUGUGUUGAUUACUUUUCAGAAAACCCCUGCCCAUGACGAGUUUUAAAACACACGCAAAGAAAGGUAGCAGCUAUCGUCUUUCCUCUCAAGCAGUUCUAGUGAGGUGAUACGAAUUAGCCCGCUGUGGACUGGGACACAGGCUAAUUCGACACAGACCAUUGCUAAACGCCCGCAAUGAAAAAUAAGAGACGUCAACCGCCGUGUACUUCGCAAGUUUUAAAUAAAUGAAUAUGAAUAUAGUCGGUUAGAUAGUUUUGGUUUUAAAAUAUUAAUGUGCGCAUAGAAGGUAUUAUUAGGGAAACUAGAUCUUACCGAUUAUUCUUUUUUACCCAAUGGCCUCGUUUCCAUGUUAACUUAUUUUAGCAUGUCAGGGGCAGAUAAAGAUUAUAUUCCCAUGUGUUCCUGGACGAAUUUGUUUCUUGCUGUUCUUAGGCUCCAUAACAAUGUAGUUUUCAACCCUACUAAGCGCAAAACACGAGUACGUAUACGACACGAAAACGAGGCCAUUGGGUGAAAAGUGAAUAAACAGUAAGGUUUAUUAAGUCUACAAGUUAAUGCUCACUCGGGCAGAUAAUUCUAAUUCUUAAGCCCCGGUUAAACGAGCAUGAGAGUUUCAAAAUAAAGGUUUGAUUUUAAAAUGUUCCAAUUCUCUUUUAACUUUUA